AUGUCACGCAUGAUUCCAUCUCCGGAUUGGUUUAUUGGAAUAGAUUCGUUUGAUCUGUGCGUGAAUGGUAAUUGGCUCGACAGCAUCACUAUAGAGGCUGAUCCAAUAGACGCGGGAUGCGACAACGGAUUCACGUUUACAGCGCCGAACUGGCCUACCGAUCCACAGGGCAUUGUAUACCGAAUAAAAAGCAACUAUCCAUCACACCCUGCCAGUUCUUUCUAUUAUCCACAGUUCAAUCGGUUGCCGACGAUAGCGACUUUUCAAUUUAUAAAAAUUAAAGAAUACGAACAGUCCUUGAGCGGCAGAGGGCAAGCAUCAGACCCCACGGUAAAAAUUGAAGAGAGCGUCAUUAAAGUUUUAAAUGGUGAGAACGAUAGCGAUCGAGAGGUACAACUGGAAAUGGAACAGCAAAGACGAGAACAAGAGUACAAUAACUAUAAAAGGUACGAUUGCAAAGCGGCACUAUUAUAA
Messenger RNA from Macrosiphum euphorbiae (potato aphid), 474 nucleotides. NCBI's taxonomy places the organism in Eukaryota, Metazoa, Arthropoda, Insecta, Hemiptera, Aphididae. The record is from the annotation of a GenBank genome assembly.